UCUUUGUAGUAUUCUUUCUUAUUGGGAAAAAGAAUUACAAAUAUGUAAGAAAUUGAGCCCAAGUGUAUGAGUCAUUACAUUUGCUUUUGCGCACGACUUCCGUAGAGAUCCUCGGAACCACUUUCACUGCCAUUAGUCACCGGAAACCUACCGGAGCGCGGAGGCUAAGGGUCGAAGAUGAGCGUGAUCGACCUUUUGACCAGAGUAGAUGCGAUCUGCCAGAAGUACGACAAAUAUGACAUAGAAAAGCAGAGAGAUCUCAAUGUCUCAGGCGACGAUGCCUUCGCUCGUCUCUACGCCACUGUUGAAGCUGACAUUGAAGCCGCUUUACAGAAAGCGGAGGAUGCUUCUAAAGAGAAGAAUAGGGCAUCCGUGGUGGCGUUGAAUGCGGAGAUUCGUCGUACGAAGGCUCGAUUACUGGAGGAAGUUCCCAAGUUGCAGAGGUUGGCUGUAAAGAGGGUUAAAGGGCUAUCAACUGAAGAUCUUACCACUCGAAAUGAUUUGGUGCUUGCAUUGCCGGAUAGGAUUCAAGCUAUACCAGAUGGAACUGUGACUACCACAAAGAAUAACGGGGGCUGGACAUCCUCAGCUUCACGGACUGAAAUCAAAUUUGACUCAGAUGGGCGGUUUGAUGAUGAGUACUUCCAACACACUGAGCAGUCUAGUCAGUUCAGGCAGGAGUAUGAAAUGAGGAAAAUGAAGCAGGUAAAUUGUAUAUAUCCUAGUGUAGUCUCUUUGUUGAAGAAGGAAGGAUGCAUGCUUUCUGGCCAAUUGCUGUGGUUUAAACCCUUUAUUUUGGUGCAUAUGCAGGAUCAAGGAUUGGACAUGAUAUCAGAAGGGUUGGAUACUCUGAAGAAUAUGGCACAUGAUAUGAAUGAGGAAAUAGACAGGCAAGUCCCUUUGAUGGACGAGAUUGACACUAAGGUGGACAAGGCUGCAUCUGACCUUAAGAACACCAACGUUAGAUUGAAGGACACAGUUAACCAGCUAAGGUCCAGCAGAAAUUUCUGUAUUGAUAUCAUUUUGUUGUGUAUAAUCUUGGGGAUUGCUGCCUAUCUAUACAAUGUGUUGAAGAAGUGAGCUAACGCUAACAAAGGGGAAAAAUCUUCAUGUUCUUGUGGAAUAUUUGUGUCAAGGUUGCUAAGAAGAGUAUCGGUAUCAAGUACAUUAUCUGAUCGUGUUUGUGUUGUUUAUAAUAUUUGUAUGUCAUAUUCUUUUACACCGGACUCGCUGUGUACUAUCAAUUCUUGGUUAUAUUGCUUGAUUCUUUCAUGUUGCACUUGUAUAACCUGUCCUUGCUUUUGGCUUCAAAUUUGAAUACCGAUCUCCCAUGCUUGACAUUUUAGAUCAUAUGUAACAAUAUAUGCAUACUUAGGCAUUUAUUCAUGUAUUGAAAUGUUGUGUGAUAACAGACAUCUGAUUGAUGAAUGUCGUUGCUAUGUAAGGUCAUCCUCCCCUAAUGGAUUGUAUGCAACCGUUGCUUUUAUUUAUGA
Cucumis melo (muskmelon) is the source of this 1493-nucleotide messenger RNA. RefSeq names its product syntaxin-71. Bases 178 to 1080 code for a protein of 300 amino acids. The record is from RefSeq and is a predicted model, not a curated record. Lineage: Eukaryota; Viridiplantae; Streptophyta; Magnoliopsida; Cucurbitales; Cucurbitaceae. Gene Ontology annotation, cellular component: membrane; SNARE complex; endomembrane system. Gene Ontology annotation, biological process: intracellular protein transport; vesicle fusion. The transcript is spliced from 8 exons. Gene Ontology annotation, molecular function: SNAP receptor activity; SNARE binding.